AUGGAUACUCAAUUAACAUUAAGAGACUGGUCAAAGCUUUCGGAUUUGACACUCGACUUGAUUUUUCGAAAGUUGUCUUCUGUUUCUGAUUGCUUAUGCUUUAGUGCUGUGUGCAAGCCAUGGUUUUUCUUUGUAUCCAAUAAUUACGAUGCCCUACAACAACGAAUCAAUUCAAGUUCCAUCGAAGAAAUGCCUAUGCUAAUGAUCUUUAUAAGUACAAAUAGCGGUAACUUAUACAGUGUGACCAAAGGUAAAAUAGUCUCAGACCUUGAGCUACCAUUGCCUUCCACUAAGAUAUGUUGCGGUUCUUCUCAUGGUUGGUUGGCUUUUCAACAGUCUGAUUCUCUUGCUAUCCAUCUUAUCAACCCUUUCUCCAGUGAGACAAUUGGUCUUCCUAGUCCUCAUGAUCCUGUCGAUAAAGUUAUUCUAUCCAAGAAUCCUUCAACCAAUCCAUAUGAUUUUGAGGUUGUUGCGACGUUUAAGUCUGGGGUCUGGCCUCAUCGAUUGGCUAUCCUAAAACCCGGUAGUAAUGCCUGGGUUUUCACUCCUCAUCUCGAUAUAUCACCAGAUCAUAUUCACGAUGUGAUAUACUAUGACGACAGAUACUAUGUUGUCACUUAUAGAGGUAGUGUUUUAUCCUUGGACAAAACAACUUUGGAUUUUAAGGUGAUUAAUGGAGAAACAUUAGCUAUGUAUUCUGAUAUUCCCACGAAAUUUUAUCUAGUAAAGACCACAACUAACGAGUUUCUAAUGGUUCAAAUAUCUAAUCGAUGUGAAAUACUAAGUGAUGAGCCAACAAGUGUUAUGAUUUCCAAGUUGGUAGUAAGCCAAACGACCCAAGAGUACAUGUUUGCAGAGUUGGAUGACUUGGGUGAUGAAGCCUUGUUCUUGUGUAAACACGGUUCUAUGUCUGUUUCGGCUUCCAAAUUUUCAGGAUGUAAAGCCAGUUCUGUAUACUAUAUAGAUGUUAUGGUGAAGUCAAUAGGAAUAUUUGUGAUGGACCUUAUACACUUUGAAGAUGGCAACUUCCACAACCUUUUUUCUUUCGAGACGGCAAAUUUAUUUGAUGAUCUUAACAUGCCACCAGUGUUAUGGAUAAUUCCUACCCCAAAAUUUACUAGUACUUCCUUAAGACAUGGUUGA
Molecule: messenger RNA, 1143 nt
Organism: Lycium barbarum (goji berry)
Lineage: Eukaryota; Viridiplantae; Streptophyta; Magnoliopsida; Solanales; Solanaceae
Product: F-box/kelch-repeat protein At1g57790-like
Exons: 1
Coding region: 1-1143 (380 amino acids)
Source: RefSeq, a predicted model, not a curated record